AAAUCCAUUUAAUUCUUCUAACUGCAACCUAAUCCGGACUUCCCGUAGGAUUGUUUCAUUAUUCUCGGAUACUGUUGAAGGUGUGAUUGAAAUUUUGUGGGAACAUAAUAAUGUCCAACGACAACAGCAACGUCAACGCAUCCGAUGAUGAAUGUCCCAUCUAUUUCGGGACACCGACCAUCAAGGAAGUAAAGGAGUAUCUACGGAGAUUGCAGAAAAUGCCGUUAGAACAGCAGGAGAUUGAUCCGGACACUUCGGAUGAGUCCUCUUUCGAAAUCGACGACAGUUUCCAAACGAUGAUCGAUCAGAAGCGGAAGCAAAUGAUGGAAUCCCGGCUCGUUGAAGAUGUUUCUGCGGAAGAGGUUUCUGCAUCAUCGCGUUUCUCUGGAAGUGGAGAUGCGGGCAGUGCCAAGUUCCCUGGGAAUGAUUCCACCUUUAUUGAACACGAUUCGAUGCGUAAAACAACGGAUGAAAGUUUUGAAGAAAUGGAACGACUCUGCUCGAUGAAUCUUAGCAAGUUGGGAAUUUCGACGCAACGCUGCGAUGAAGACGAAGAAGCUAUUCGAAGAAUUUUGGAAAGCAGUUCAAAGAAUAAACCGAAAGGAGUGGAUUCGAAUGAAGUACAGAAAGCUUCUAACGACGUUACGAUGGGACUGGGAGAUAUAACGCAGUUGGACGAUGUCGAAGAGCCUUCGUGUUUGUGGGAAAAUACGAUGGUCCAGUGUGCUCCAGGCAAGGCACUUUCCCCGGUAAAACGUAUGCGCAUGCUGCGUCCAUCGACGAUUAUUGAAGAAGCCACUAUCAACGAAACAACUACUGCUAGUGCCAACUCGAAGAACACUUCCCUCGAGAGCUACAUCACUACGAAGCCAAACCUGAACGGGAGCGAUGACUGUUCAAUUGAGACCGGAAGCGAGGUAUACCGUACGGCAGAUGAUGGGACCUAUGACCAUAGUAAACAAUCGACCGUGAACAGUACUACCGAUUCGGUUUUUGGUUUCGAUGCUACAACAGUAGAGAAGACUAGCAUUGAAGCUAGAGAUGAGUCGAUUGAUGUUGAGGAACAGGUUGUAGAAGACGAUGAUGAUGUUAUUGUGCUGAGUUCGAGUGACAGCGAAGCUGAGAAUGAAGACAAUUCUGGAGAUUAUCUACUGGCUGACAGUGCAAGGAUGGAUACUGGUAGUCUGUUCAAUAACAGUGAUAGCUUGCAAGAUGAUCCUCUCUGUCAGGAAGAUAGUAUUGAUCGUGAAGAAGUUGGAUCACCGUUACUGGAUGCCAUACCGGAUCAUUUUAAUGAUACGAUGGAGGAGAUGGAAUUCAUGAUGCGCCAGGGAAUGAAAAUUCUCCAACAGCAGAAAGCACAGCAACAAUCGAUCUCCGAACAGCCGAAGGAAACAACAGGAAGCAUGAAGAAAACUAUGGUAGCCUCUCACACAACUCCGGUAACCCCCAUCAGUCCGAAUCGGUACCUAAAAGCGAGCCAACAUACUUCUGUCAGUGCUAAACAAACCCUCUUCUCAUACAGCGCAAGCAAUUCUAAUUCCGCUAAGAAGCCAACUGCUGCACCCUCCGCCGGACCUAGUAGUUGUGGAACGUUCAAAAAACCAGUCAGUCGAUUUCCGUUGCCUAAAUCGGCUAAAAAAUUUGAUCACAUCGUUUCUCCCAUCGGCGAAUACAUCAAGAAGACUCCAAAAACGACACUUCAAGCUCGAAUCUUCUGCGCCAACCAUAAUCUGAUCGAUGUGCUUCAUAGCAAGAACGACAACCGGGACAGCGUGAUGAGUUCCAAGGAUAAUUUGAUGCAGCAGGAAGUUGACUCUACAACGUACAGUUCGUCACUUCCUCGGAAGGGUGUGGUAUGUUCCCGCGGUGCUCACGUCCUCGAUGAACGCAAUCCGGUGCGGAUUCCGGGUGGCGAAAAAAUGCACAAAUUGCUCAACAACUCCCCCACAAUGGUCGUUCGGCACGAAGGAAGACUGAGGUAUCAACGAGAAACGCUACUAACGGAGGACAGCGUCGAGAAUGACAGUAUGGCUGAUUUAUCGCUUGCAUCGGGCGACAUUUCGGUGCGGGUUCUCAAAGAUGUCAGGCGGUUCUAGUUGAGGUAGGUCGUAAAGGCUCUGAAGAUGAUAUUUUGCUCGUGUUCGUUUUGGAUUUUAGUUUUUAGAAUUCUCU
Molecule: messenger RNA, 2175 nt
Organism: Ochlerotatus camptorhynchus
Lineage: Eukaryota; Metazoa; Arthropoda; Insecta; Diptera; Culicidae
Gene: sip2
Product: septin interacting protein 2
Exons: 3
Coding region: 111-2099 (662 amino acids)
Source: RefSeq, a predicted model, not a curated record